Marchantia polymorpha subsp. ruderalis is the source of this 804-nucleotide messenger RNA. The record is from the annotation of a GenBank genome assembly. Lineage: Eukaryota; Viridiplantae; Streptophyta; Marchantiopsida; Marchantiales; Marchantiaceae.
CUCUUUCGGAGCUUACACUUCGUUUCUCUCGAUCUGAAAACAGAUACUCAGGAGAGGUGCACGCUCCGUCGUCAAGAUGGUUAACGUUCCGAAGACUAAGAAGUCCUUCUGCAGUGGGAAGGACUGCAAGAAGCACACUCUCCACAAGGUUACCCAAUACAAGAAGGGCAAGGACAGUCUCUAUGCCCAGGGUAAGAGGCGUUACGACAGGAAGCAAUCGGGUUACGGAGGUCAGACCAAGCCCGUCUUUCACAAGAAGGCUAAGACCACCAAGAAGAUCGUGCUGAGGUUGCAGUGCCAGGGCUGCAAGCACGUGACUCAACAUCCGAUCAAGCGAUGCAAGCAUUUCGAGAUUGGAGGAGACAAGAAGGGCAAGGGUACAUCUCUGUUUUAGAGACCUAGGUUACCUUCUCUUAGGUAGUGAACACAUUACAUUUGUCAGGUUCUGUGUUCAAUUCUGGAAGGGAGGGCUUUUUGGGAUCGUACGUAGGACCUACGGUGAAUUGCCCCUCCGUAUUACUUCCGACUAGUCUCGAUCUGAAGGCUCUUUCGAGUUGCAUUUAUGGGAUGGUCACUGAGAGCAGUGAAUGCGUCCUCCGCCCAUGCGAUUUCCCAGGCUGGAUGGUCAAGUAAUCACUAGACCUCACUCAUUGCCCUCGAGAAUUAAGAAUACUGAAACGCGGAUGUGUAACAUCUCGGAACAGUGAUUUAAUUGAAUAUUGUUGUUCCCGAGUGAAGUUUUUUAAUGAUCACCGAAUUUUGUGUACUACAGCAUAUUCGGAGAAAAUGAGCUAUUUUUACUUC